Salpingoeca rosetta is the source of this 1587-nucleotide messenger RNA. Its product is annotated as pyruvate kinase. Gene Ontology annotation, biological process: glycolytic process. Bases 1 to 1587 code for a protein of 528 amino acids. Gene Ontology annotation, molecular function: pyruvate kinase activity; magnesium ion binding; potassium ion binding. The record is from RefSeq and is a predicted model, not a curated record. Lineage: Eukaryota; Choanoflagellata; Craspedida; Salpingoecidae. Gene Ontology annotation, cellular component: cytoplasm. The transcript has 15 exons.
AUGAGCAUGAGUGCCCGCAGCAGCAAGGACGGCGUGCUUCCAGGCCAGCUUGAGGCGCACACUGCCUCAACGGAUCUGGAGCUGCGCGGCAGCCUGAGCGUGUACAGCGAGCCUAUCCACCAGCGCAAGACCGGCAUCAUCUGCACCAUCGGCCCCGUGUCCCGAUCUGUGGAGAAGCUGCGGCAGCUGAUGGAGGCAGGCCUUUGCAUUGUUCGCCUCAACUUCUCCCACGGCGACCACGCGUACCAUGCGGAGACCAUCGCCAACGCGCGCGAGGCUGCAAAGCAGAUGGGAAAGCCCAUCGCCAUUGCUCUGGACACCAAAGGCCCGGAGAUCCGCACAGGCCUUUUGGAGGGCUCCGACAAGGACCCGCGCCUGGAGCUUGAUCUCGUCGCCGGCGAGCACAUCACCGUCACCACCGAUCCCGCUUUCAAGGCAUCGUGUUGCACCAAGGAUACGCUGUACCUGGACUACAAGAACAUCACGAAAGUGAUGCAGCCUGGGAACCAGAUCUACGUUGAUGACGGCCUCAUCUCCCUGCGCGCUGAUGCCAUUGAGGACAAGAACAUCAAGUGCACCAUCCUCAACAGCGGCAAGCUUGGCUCGAGGAAGGGCUGCAACCUCCCCAACGUGAACGUCGAUCUUCCUGCCGUCUCGGAGAAGGACCACGGUGACCUGCUGUUUGGAGUUGAGCAGAACGUGGACAUUGUGUUUGCCUCGUUCAUCCGCAGUCGGGCGGACAUUCGCGAGCUGCGCAAGGUGCUCGGCGACAAGGGCAAGCACGUGCUCAUCAUCGCAAAGAUCGAGAACCACCAAGGCAUCCAGAACUUUGACGAGAUUCUGUCGGAGGCGGACGGGAUCAUGGUGGCGCGCGGCGAUCUGGGCAUUGAGAUUCCCGCCGAAAAGGUCUUCCUCGCCCAGAAGAUGAUGAUCGCAAAGUGCAACAUGGCGGGCAAGCCUGUUAUCUGUGCGACGCAGAUGCUCGAGUCGAUGGUGCACGCGCCGCGCCCGACGCGCGCGGAAGGAAGCGAUGUUGCCAACGCCGUGCUUGAUGGCGCCGAUUGCGUCAUGCUCUCCGGCGAAACAGCAAAGGGCGACUACCCCGUCGAGGCUGUGAAGAUGAUGGCAUCCAUCUGCACGGAGGCCGAGAGUGCCGUCCAUCUCAAGAAGUACCGCGAGGAGCUGCGCCUGAUCACGCCCCGGCCCACCAAGACGACGGAGACGUGUUCUGUUGCCGCUGUCGACGCCUCUGUUGCCUGCAAUGCAGCCGGCAUCAUCUGCCUCACCAUCUCGGGCCGCACUGCGCGCCUGCUGUCCAAGUGGAAGCCAAAGUGCCCCAUCAUUGGUGUGACGCGCACGACGCACGUCUCCCGCCAGAUGCACCUCUACCACGGCGUCCACCCGCUCUACUACCGCAAGCAGAAAGUGGAGAGCUGGUCGCAGGAUGUCGACAACCGCUUCUUCUGGGCAAUGGAGCGCGGCAAGAAGCUUGGCAUCCUCAAGAGCGGCGACACCAUCAUCGGCGUUCACGGUUGGCAGACGGGGCCCGGCCACACCAACACCGUCCGCAUUCUGCUCGUGCAGUGA